Messenger RNA from Aspergillus pseudonomiae, 1689 nucleotides. Its product is annotated as sugar porter family MFS transporter. The coding region runs from base 1 to 1689 and encodes 562 amino acids. Gene Ontology annotation, cellular component: membrane. Gene Ontology annotation, biological process: transmembrane transport; carbohydrate transport. Gene Ontology annotation, molecular function: carbohydrate:proton symporter activity. The record is from RefSeq and is a predicted model, not a curated record. Lineage: Eukaryota; Fungi; Ascomycota; Eurotiomycetes; Eurotiales; Aspergillaceae. The transcript is spliced from 5 exons.
AUGACCGUCGACAUGUCCUCCGAGCAGGAGGCCAAUGACUUCCAGCAGGUUCAGGUUGUCAAACCAUCGAUGUGGCGGUCCCUGGCGAAUAACCCCAAGGUGCUUUUUAUCGCAUUCUUUGCCUCCUUUGGUGGUUUUGAGUAUGGCUACCAGCAAGGCGUGCUGGGACAGUCUUUGGUCAUGACCCGUUUCAAAGAGAACUUCCCCUCCGUGGUGGACUCUUCCACAGCCACCGGUUGGUUGACUUCAAUUCUCCAGUUGGGCGGAGUUGUGGGAUCCUUGUCUGCAGGUGUGCUGGGAGAAAUCUUUUCACGAAAGUACACCAUGUUCGUCGCAUGCUGCUGGGUGAUCCUCGGGAGUUAUCUUUACGUUGGCGCCACGAACGGCAAUCCGGCACUCUUGUACGCCGGACGAUUCUUCACGGGUGUCGGCGUGGGUCUGUUUAGCGGUGUCGGCCCCUUGUACAAUGCCGAGCUGGCAGCGCCCGAGAUGCGUGGUCUUUUGGUGUCUUUCUAUCAAUUUGCCACCAUUCUCGGAAUCAUGAUUUCCUUCUGGGUGGGUUACGGAAGCAACUACAUUGGAGGUACGGGCGAGACGCAGUCGGACAUGGCAUGGCGCCUGCCUUCCAUUGUCCAAGGUAUCCCUGCCGUUUGCCUAGCCUGUGGCAUUUGGUUCAUGCCUUUCUCUCCCAGAUGGCUGGUCAAAAAGGACCGUGAUGAAGAGGCCCUCGCUACGCUUGCCUGGAUAAGAAAGCUGCCACAGGACCAUGAGCUGGUUCAGAUGGAGUUUUUGGAGAUGAAGGCAGAAGCCCUGUUUGAAAAGAGGGCAUUUGCCAAAGCAACACCCUGGUUGGCCGAAAGAGAAAACAAGAGCGUUUGGAUGAGCCAAAUCGCACAAUACGCGAAUUGUUUCCGGACCAUGGGCAACUUCAAAAGGGUCUGCACGGCAUGGCUGGUUAUGUUUUUUCAGCAAUGGAGUGGUGUCGAUGCCAUUAUUUACUACGCGUCUAAUGUUUUCGUUAGUCUUGGACUGACGAGUGGCACUGUUGCUCUCUUGGCGACUGGAGUGACUGGCGUGGUCUUCCUCAUCAGCACGAUGCCGGGCAUGUUGAUCAUCGACAAAGUCGGUCGAAAGCCGAUGCUCUUAGUCGGCUCAUUGGUGAUGUUACUUAGCAUGGUAAUUGUUGGAGUAAUUGUGGCCAAAUUCCGGCACGAUUGGCCUUCUCACGAGGCCGCGGGCUGGAGUGCUGUCGCACUUAUCUGGCUCUAUAUCGCCGGCUUUGGUGCUACCUGGGGUCCUUGUUCAUGGACAUUGGUUUCAGAAAUCUUCCCUCUCUCUAUUCGUGCGAAAGGUGCUUCCAUUGGCGCGUUUAGCAACUGGAUCAACAACUUUGCCAUCGCCUUCUUUGUACCACCAAUGCUAGAAGCAUGGGCAUGGGGUACGUAUAUCUUCUUUGCUGUGUUCCUGGGCGUCGGCAUGGUCUGGGUGUGGUUCUUCCUGCCAGAGACCAAGAAUGCGUCGCUCGAGGAGAUGGACCGGGUUUUCAAGAGCAACACCGGGGAGCAGGACGCCGAGAUGCUGCGUGAAGCACAGAGAGAGGUUGGAUUGACCGCAUGCCUCGAACGAUUGUCCAAGGGGCCGGUACCCACCGAGAAAGAUAGCUAUGGGUCACAUCUCGAGCAGGUAUAA